GGACGAGAUUCUUCCAUCAUAUUCAGUUUUUGACAACUUACGUGGUUUUACAUUAGCCUUCCCAGUUUUAUAUUGAAGUGUCUAAAUUUAUAACACACGAGUUCAAAUACUCGUCAAAAAUGUUUAAAUUUAGUCUGUUUCAUUUAUUAUUUUUGGCUACGGCCGUGCAGGUGGUCCUAUCACUUCGAGAAGGUGAUUGCGAAGUGUGUGUGAAAACUGUAGAGAAGUUUGCCGCCACGCUAUCAGAUGAUGUGAAGAAAGACCCUAAAAAAAUCGAGGCAGAGUUCAAAAAGUUCUGUAAAGGUUCAAAGAACAAAGAAAAUAGAUUUUGUUACUAUUUAGGAGGUCUCGAAGAGUCAGCCACCGGCAUUUUGGGAGAAUUGUCAAAGCCCUUAAGUUGGUCUAUGCCCGCCGAUAAAAUAUGUGAAAAAUUGAAGAAAAAAGAUGCACAAAUCUGUGACCUAAGGUUCGACAAACAAAUCGAUCUAAACAAUGUUGAUUUGAAGAAACUAAAAGUACGUGACUUGAAGAAGAUUCUGAACGACUGGGAUGAGGUCUGCGAUGGUUGCAUCGAGAAGACUGACUUCAUUAAGAGAAUAGAAGAGUUAAAACCCAAAUACAUGGGUAGAUCUGACCUCUAAACUAAAUAAAUACAUUAGGUGAAUUAUCAACAUUCACAUUGUGAUAUCAACAUCAUGCAGACCUUCUGUGUGAUGUAAUAUGGACAGUGUAUUUGUAAAUUAAUAAAGUAUGAAAGUGUAUACAGUGAGAAUGAACGCAUGUACACAAUAAAUUAUUAUAAUUAAAUAUUUUUCACGUUCA
Bombyx mandarina (wild silkworm) is the source of this 822-nucleotide messenger RNA. It is a transcript of the gene Manf, whose product is annotated as mesencephalic astrocyte-derived neurotrophic factor. The record is from RefSeq and is a predicted model, not a curated record. Gene Ontology annotation, biological process: neuron projection development; dopaminergic neuron differentiation. Gene Ontology annotation, cellular component: endoplasmic reticulum. Lineage: Eukaryota; Metazoa; Arthropoda; Insecta; Lepidoptera; Bombycidae.